This is a messenger RNA of Alosa alosa (allis shad), 1444 nucleotides long. It is a transcript of the gene decr2, whose product is annotated as 2,4-dienoyl CoA reductase 2, peroxisomal. The record is from RefSeq and is a predicted model, not a curated record. Gene Ontology annotation, biological process: fatty acid catabolic process. NCBI's taxonomy places the organism in Eukaryota, Metazoa, Chordata, Actinopteri, Clupeiformes, Clupeidae. Bases 203 to 1105 code for a protein of 300 amino acids. The transcript is spliced from 10 exons. Gene Ontology annotation, molecular function: 2,4-dienoyl-CoA reductase (NADPH) activity.
ACAGUUUGUUGCCGAACUACAAUUCCCAGACUGCACGAUACUCCAUCGGGUGUCCAAUCCAAAGUGCAGAGUUCAUGGUUGCAGGAUGCACAGAUAGGUGAAAAUUGACAGUUAAGUUUUUCAGAAGUUCCUAGCUGUUAAUCAUCAGGUCAAUUUUCUCCGCAGGUGGUUUGGGGUUUUUAGUCUCCGUCUCAGUGCAAGGAUGGCCGAAGGGUCUCAGAGAACCGAAGAAUUGCCAGAGGACGUCAUGUCUGAUGAUUGCAUGAGUUCUUACACUCACGUCUACAGUCCAGACCUUUUGAAAGAUCAGGUUGCUUUUAUCACCGGAGGUGGCUCUGGCAUUGGAUUCCGAAUAGCUGAAGUCUUCAUGAGGCAUGGGUGUGAUGUAGUGAUUGCUAGCCGAAAUCUACAACGUCUAACUGAGGCCGCAGAGAAAUUAACUAAAGCAACUGGUCGGAGAUGUCUCCCUUUGGCAAUAGAUGUUAGGCAGCCGGAGACCAUUAACACAGCCAUAGAUCGAACUUUGGAGGAGCUGGGUCGUAUCGACAUACUCAUCAACAAUGCUGCCGGUAACUUCCUAUGUCCUGCCUCCUCUUUGUCAUUCAACGCCUUCAAGACAGUAUUGGAGAUCGACACCAUGGGCACUUUCAAUGCCAGCAAAGUGGUCUAUGAGAAGUGGUUUAAGGAUCAUGGAGGUUCUAUUGUAAACAUUUCUGCCACUCUGGGAUACAAGGGUCAGGCUCUCCAGGUGCAUGCUGGGUCAGCAAAAGCAGCCAAUGAUGCCAUGACCAAACACCUGGCUGUGGAGUGGGGCCCCAGUGGCGUGCGCGUGAACACUGUGGCACCAGGACCUAUCUCAGGCACCGAGGGCUACCGCAGACUGGGUGGUCCUCAUGCUGAGAAUGCUGGUGCUUUCAGCAGCAUCCCCCUGCAGCGUGCAGGGAACAAGACAGAGAUGGCCCACGCAGUACUCUUCCUCUCCAGCAGGGCGGCGUCCUACAUCACAGGCAGCGUAUUGGUGGCUGAUGGUGGAGCGUGGCUGACGUCGCCCAAUGAUGUACACCGUCUGCUGGGUAUACUCUCCUCUCGCUCUGCUAAACUCUGACAGACAACACUCAGGAUUCUGGUCCUCUGAAAUGAAGAGAGAUAGGAAGUAAUGCCUUCCAUCAUCCUCAGAAGAACAAGAUGAACAACUGUCUCACACACAGCAGCAUUCCAUCAUAUCAACUAGUAAUCAUGCUAAUGUUUGUUGUACCUUGUCUUCCAAAGGUAUAUGCACAUCUAGGGACUGACAAGCUACAAGUUGCCCUUGGACUAUAUGGCGCUUUUUGUUCAUCAUUUGCUAGCUUGUGUGCCUUCUCUUUCACAUAUUCAAAUUUUCAAUGUUUCUUGAAAAAAAUGUUUUUUGUUAAACCAUGAAACACUAAACAAAUCUAAUUUCUUA